Molecule: messenger RNA, 1038 nt
Organism: Planococcus citri (citrus mealybug)
Lineage: Eukaryota; Metazoa; Arthropoda; Insecta; Hemiptera; Pseudococcidae
Exons: 2
Coding region: 49-915 (288 amino acids)
Source: RefSeq, a predicted model, not a curated record
UCGAGUAAUGAAAUACUUGAUAAGCAGAGGCAACAAGAGGCUGCGAUCAUGGGAUUCAACGUGUCAUACGAAACAGUGAUUUUCUGCAUAGGAAUUACAUCAAUAUUUCACAUAAGAUCAGCCACCUCUGAUGGACAGAACACUGCACUCAACUACUCUCAACACAGUCCCUCACAACAGAUUUCUCAAACUCCGCCUUCGACAAUUCCGAAACCAAAAAGUGUUCCUGCUUACUCAAAGUAUCCUCUGCAAAAUUUUUUCUCUAUUUCACCUCAACAAGAUGAAGAAGAUCCAGAAUGUCAUAACUUGCGUCCGAAUUUCGCCAUGGAGGAAUUAACAGAUAUCCUGUCACCAAAAAUAUUCUCGCAAACAGAUCUUUUCCAUUAUUUCCUAACAAAAAUUGCUAAAAUAUUACAACUUGAUAUCGCAACCAUCAAAUUCGUAGUGAAUCAAGCUUUGAAUUGGAAAGGAAGACUUCCUCCGUGCUAUAUUCCAUAUGCUAAAGUAUUAUCAUCGUUUCUAGAAUGUUGGAGCAUUAUUUUGAACGCAAAAUGGUACAUAGAAGAAAUUCCAAUUCGACGCUCCAAGAAUGUGGACGGUUUUAGUUCUCUUCCUUUGGAAAUUUCGUCGUCAUCUCAAUUAUCCGAAUUUUUCUCACCCGAUAUCUUUUCCGAUCCUCAACCUCCUUCACGUCUUUUUAUCAAGAUACUGGGUAUGCCAAAAAGUGUAUUUGCAGACUCCAAGAUUCAGUUGGAAAAUUUCUUGAUAAAAUGGGACGAGUCGGAUAGUCCUCCGUUUCCCAGGCUUUACAUUUGGUAUGCUGGUAUUGUGAAUAAUUUUCUACAAAAUGAAUCUGCUAUUGAUAAUCUGAAACGAGGGUUGUCCGAAAUUCAACGUAUUUCGGCUUCUGAUUAAGCUUUUAAUGACGAUGAUUCAAAUAUUUUGAUAAAUGAAUAGUGAGUUAUUCGUAUCAAGUACCUGGAUAUGUGUUUAUAAUUAUGCUUGUUCUGAAAUUUCAAAAUAAAUUUUACAAUCAAA